ACUCGAGAAAAAGGAGGAGGUUACUAGCUAAACAAACAAAGUUAAUCGAAUCAGGUUGGAACAAAAUGGCGAAUCUACCUCCAUCUCUCUCAAUGGGCACUCCUUUCGGUGGUCCCAGCAAUUCUGCGGGAGCUCCGGCGAACAAAGAUCGGAACUUGGCCUCCGCGGAGCAGUUGGUUCUCGAUCUCAGCAAUCCCGAACUCAGAGAGAAUGCUCUCCUCGAGCUUUCAAAGAAAAGAGAACUGUUUCAGGAUUUGGCGCCUCUCUUGUGGAACUCUUUUGGUACCAUUGCUGCCUUAUUACAGGAGAUAGUUUCGAUCUACUCUGUUCUUGCACCUCCGAAUCUGACUCCUGCUCAGUCCAACCGUGUUUGCAACUCACUCGCCCUGCUUCAGUGUGUAGCAUCCCAUUCCGACACUAGAAUGUUAUUUCUCAAGGCUCACAUCCCACUCUACCUUUACCCCUUCCUUAAUACAACCAGUAAGUCUAGACCUUUCGAGUACUUGCGCCUUACUAGCCUAGGUGUCAUUGGUGCACUUGUUAAGGUCGAUGAUACAGAGGUCAUUAGCUUCCUUCUCUCAACUGAAAUUAUUCCUCUCUGCCUUCGCACCAUGGAGAUGGGGAGUGAGCUGUCUAAAACCGUUGCGACAUUCAUUGUUCAAAAGAUCUUGUUAGAUGAUGUGGGGAUGGAUUACAUCUGCACAACAGCAGAGCGUUUUUUUGCUGUUGGUCGAGUCUUGGGCAAUAUGGUUCAGUCACUAGUGGAACAGCCUUCUCCACGCCUUUUGAAGCAUAUCAUUCGUUGUUACCUCCGUUUAUCAGACAACCCAAGGGCUUGUGCUGCACUCGGAAGCUGUCUCCCUGACUCGCUACGAGACGGAACCUUCAGCAAUUGUCUUCGCGAGGAUCAAAUAGCAAGGAGGUGGCUGCAACAGUUGGUUCACAAUGUUGGAGUUGGUCGAGUCCCAACUCAUCAAGGUGGAGGUUUUGAGCACAUGCUUUGAGCUGAAUUCAUAUCAGCCUGUCCUUGGAGUGUUUUUGUUUUGUUUUGUUUGUUUCUAAUUUAUUCAUGUGCUUUUGAUGCCUUAACUUAGAUGAUGAUGAUGAUGAGUUAUAUGUUUUUAAUCUGUUUGAAAUUCUUCUUGUAAUUA
This is a messenger RNA of Brassica oleracea var. oleracea, 1151 nucleotides long. Its product is annotated as cell differentiation protein RCD1 homolog. Lineage: Eukaryota; Viridiplantae; Streptophyta; Magnoliopsida; Brassicales; Brassicaceae. Gene Ontology annotation, biological process: mRNA catabolic process; negative regulation of translation. The transcript has 9 exons. Bases 66 to 1004 code for a protein of 312 amino acids. Gene Ontology annotation, cellular component: P-body; CCR4-NOT core complex; CCR4-NOT complex. The record is from RefSeq and is a predicted model, not a curated record.